Molecule: messenger RNA, 4560 nt
Organism: Etheostoma cragini (Arkansas darter)
Lineage: Eukaryota; Metazoa; Chordata; Actinopteri; Perciformes; Percidae
Gene: arnt
Product: aryl hydrocarbon receptor nuclear translocator
Exons: 21
Coding region: 301-2706 (801 amino acids)
Biological process (GO): regulation of transcription by RNA polymerase II
Cellular component (GO): aryl hydrocarbon receptor complex; nucleus; transcription regulator complex
Molecular function (GO): protein dimerization activity; DNA-binding transcription factor activity, RNA polymerase II-specific; RNA polymerase II cis-regulatory region sequence-specific DNA binding
Source: RefSeq, a predicted model, not a curated record
CUUUAACUGUCUAUGCUUGCUCUACACUGAAACGAAACGCCAUCUUGAAUAUAAAGGGGAUUUAAAGCAGGAGAAAACCGAAAAAGGGGGCAUUGGCUGAGAUAAACUGUUAUUUUUGUCUGUGUCUAAAUCUUCCCGGGUUUCCCUUGAACAGUUCUAGUUAUGUCUUUGGGCGUUUACAACGAAAUAAAGGCGCAUACGUGAGGAAAUCAGCAAGGCACUUGUUAGCCUCUACCCAGCUAGCUAGCAAGGGGAGGACUGGGGACUUGAGGCUUAUUUUUUCCGCAGCCGAAGUUGUUUAUGUUAUUCCAAAUGGACAUGUCCUCUUCAAACCCAGAGUUACCAGACCCAAAUCUCGGUAUGGGUGCAAGUGGGACCCAAGGAAGUGGCAGUGCUGUUGUACCAAAACGGACCAAUAAAAGAGCUGCGACAGACUUGGAUGACGACGAUGAUGAUGAUGAAGGAAACAAGUUGUUCAGGUGUGACGAUGAAACAGGAGGCGGGAAUGACAAAGAGCGCUUUGCCAGGUUUUUGGAAGAAGAUCAGAGUUGUGCAGAUAAGGAAAAACAAGCCAGGGAGAAUCACAGUGAGAUUGAAAGGCGGAGACGGAACAAGAUGACUGCCUACAUCACAGAAUUGUCAGACAUGGUUCCCACCUGCAGUGCACUAGCCCGGAAACCAGACAAACUAACCAUCCUGCGAAUGGCCGUGUCCCAUAUGAAGUCUCUGAGAGGAAGUGGCAAUACCAACUCGGAUGGGUCGUACAAACCUUCCUUUCUCACUGACCAGGAACUGAAGCACCUCAUCCUGGAAGCAGCUGACGGCUUCCUGUUCGUGGUGUCAUGUGAGACUGGCCGCAUUGUUUACGUCUCUGACUCCCUGACACCCGUCCUCAACCAGGCGCAGUCUGAAUGGCUCGGCUCCUCCCUUUAUGAUCAGCUGCACCCAGAUGACACCGAAAAGCUAAGAGAGCAGCUCUCUACUGCAGAGAAUAACAACACUGGGAGGAUGUUGGAUUUGAAGACGGGAACAGUGAAAAAGGAAGGCCAGCAGUCGUCAGCCAGAAUGAGUAUGGGAGCCCGUCGAUCGUUUAUUUGCAGAAUGAGGUGUGGCACUUGUCCUGUGGAACCGUUGUCAAUGAACAGACUGAACUUCCUUAGGAAUAGAAACAGGAAUGGUUUGGGUACAGCCAAGGAAGGGGAACCCCAGUAUGUUGUGGUCCACUGUACAGGAUACAUCAAGUCCUGGCCCCCUUCAGGAGUAUCUUUAACAGACGAUGAAUCAGAAAACACUCGGGGGAAUCGCUACUGUCUGGUUGCAAUUGGGAGAUUACAGGUGACUUGUUGCCCAGGUGACACAGACAUUAACAGUAUCAGUGUUCCAGUGGAGUUCAUCUCGCGCCAUAACUGCCAGGGCAUGUUCACCUUCGUAGACCACCGUUGCAUGACCGCUGUCGACUACCAGCCCCAGGAAUUAUUGGGGAAAUAUAUUCUCGAGUUUGCCCACCCUGAAGACCAGGGCUUACUGAGAGACAGCUUCCAACAGGUGGUGAAGCUGAAGGGGCAGGUUCUGUCAGUGAUGUUUCGGUUUCGCUCCAAAUCGAGAGAAUGGAUCUGGAUGAGAACCAGCUCCUUCACCUUCCAGAACCCGUUCUCAGAGGACAUUGAGUAUAUCAUCUGUACCAAUGUCAAUGUCAAUAGAAACUCGACUCAGGACCCCCUCACUCCCAUCUCCUCCCCAGGGGGUUUGCUGCCCCCCUCCCUGGGUCAGAGCAGCCCAAUCUACCCUGCUGUAAUGCUCAGCCCUGGACAGGUGGCCGCCAGGCAGUUACAGCAGCAGCAGCAGCAGGCCGAGCUUGAGGGAAGUGGAGCCAGAGAAGGUCUAUAUGAGGCAGGACCAAUCACCCACUCACAGUUUGGUGGUCCCCAGAUGUCGGUGCAGCCAGUGACAGCGACAGUGCCAGACCACAGCAAGAGCCUUGAGAAGCAAGAGCUCUACCCCUCUCUUUUCCAGGGCCCAGAUCAGACCAAGGGCCUGCCCUCCACCUCCAUUGCCACCACACAGAUCUACCCUCCAGCCAGUAACUUCCCUGCUGGUCGUUCAAAUGAUGCAUACAGGCCGGUCAACAUGACUGCACAGAUGGCACAGCCAGCCCACUCAGCAGGGCAGAUGCUUGCUCAGAUGUCUCGUCAGAAUGGAGCCCCCCAGUCAGUUCCCCCCUCUAGUACUGGCACCCCCCUCCAUGGAGGACCAGCAGGAGGUUGGCCUGGUGCUGCAGCUGGAGUUAGACCACAGUUUAAUAACCAGCAGGUGGCUCCCCAGGCAGCAAAGACCAUGUCUCCACAGUUUGCUUCCAUGGGGGGAUUUGGCGGUGGUUCUUCCAACUCCUUUGGCCAGAUGCCUACGGGUGCUGCUCCCACCCCAACCAACAACACAAACUACCCACCCAUUAAUGCACGUGCCAGCCUCAACACCAAUGGUUAUGAUGGCUCUCAGACUGGGGCACAGUUCCCCUCUCGAGCAGCGGAGGCAGUGUGGCCCCAGUGGCAAAGCCAGCAGCACUCACAGAGUAAUGCAGAGCAGCAUCCUCAUGCUCAGGGCAACCAGCAAGACAUGUUUCCUGAUGUGUUGUCUAUGCUGGACCAGCCCGCCAACUUUAACGGCAAUGACUUUGAGCUUCCCAUCUACCCUUCGUUCGACCAGUGACCUGGUCAAUACUUCUCAGCUGGUCUACCCCUUUGUCUUGAGUGUUUUUGCCCUCACUCUCUUAUUCAAUAUAGCUCUUCUGCUCCUCUUUGCUUCCUGCUCCUGAGAAUAGCACUCUUCCCUUGCUUUGCAUGGCUUAAAUUGCACUGCCACAAGCCAGUUAAAGUUGGAGGGAUAUAUCUGACUCCAGAUAUAAAGGGGAAGAAAAUCAAGGAUUGCUACUGACUUACAGAAAAUUAUUUAAUAUUCAAGCCAUUGUAAGAGACUUCUCUAACUAGACCUGCCAAAAGGUGUGUGUGUGUGUGUGUGUGUGUGUGUGUGUGUGUGUGUGUGUGUGUGUGUGUGUGUGUGUGUGUGUGUGUGUGUGUGUGUGUGUGUGUGUGUGUGUGUGUGUGUGUGUGUGUGUGUGUGUGUGUGUGUGUGUGUGUGUGUGUGUGUGUGUGUGUGUGUGUGUGUGUGUGUGUGUGUGUGUGUGUGUGUGUGUGUGUGUGUGUGUGUGUGUGUGUGUGUGUGCGCGCGUGCGCAUUCACACCAAGGCCUUUAAUGGAAAGUGUAUUUUGCUGUUUACCCUUUUAGCAUGUAGACUAAUCACUCCAAUGGUUGAUUUAAACUCUCAGGAAAUUGCAGGGAUAUACAGCUUUGAUGAUUUCAUUUUUUAUUCUCAGCUGUUGCACGCAAACCACCGCUGUCUGUGCUAACCUCACUCACAGUUUUAAAUCCCCAAGAUGUCUCUGCAUGUUAGCAUCGCUUUCACAAUGUGUAGAUUUCUACUUACUGAAUACAGCUGUCUAUGUACAUUGAUGGCUUCACUUAUACAUAUAAUUAUGUUGUGUCCUCUUAAGGAUCAUAUGAGGUUUUUUCUUCAUUGAAUGAUGUCCUUUAGCAACAACGGACUUACAAUGGCUACAUAGUGUUUGUCUUUGUGGCCAUUUUAAAUGUAUACAAUCUAUUUUUCUUUGCCUACAUAAACAUACAUGUACAGUAUGCAUGUGUGUACGUAUGUAAAAUGGAUGCAUACAGUAUCAUUAUCAGCUGUAACACAGUCGCAGGGUUUCUGCCUUGCUUGAUAUUCUUUUUUCUGUCGGCCCACAUUACCCUGUACCAAGUAUGGGCUUUUUGUACUCCUUUUGUAAAAGAUAUUAUACAGCAAUAAUUAACAAGCAGGAAUUGUGUACUUUUUUUAAAAGCCAUUCUUUAUUUGUUGUCAUAAAUGUUUUCCUUGAUUAAUUUUGUUUUGAAAUGGAGAGGUGUGAUAGAAAUAUUUGAUUAAUUGAAGGGUUUCCCAAGUAUUUGAUUAUUUGUGAAACUUUUGAUGAUCUCUUGAGCUCUACAUUGCCCCAUUCUGUAUUUAAUUAAUGGUUAGAUCAGGGUAUUCAGGAUUAAAAUGGAAUAAACAGAUCUUAAAACAAUAUGAUCUACAAGCGAGAAUGCCCUAAAAAAAGAGAGCCCCCUCGUUUGUGAAAACAUUUAGGUCUUUGCCAACAAGGUCCAACCACCUGUGUUAUACAAUCAUUUUUGACAAGUUUGUAUUGUAGAGGAAUGUUGUGUAAUAAAAGAUGUUUCUCAAAUAUUUAGAUUUUUAAUAUGUGGAAUUAGUUUUAAAAUUUGACCCUUUUUAUUACAGAUCUUUAUUGUGUGAAACACUCACACACUUAUGACAAAUAAUGUAAUUAUAUGUAAACCAAUGUUGAUAAUUGUCCAUCUUCAAGAAGAUGGUAUGUUGGUUACUAUGUUGUCUUUAUUGGUUGCUCUGUAUCCAGGUUGUUUUUCUUAUAGAAACACAAAUAUAUACUGUAUAUGAAAUGUUAAACCAGAGAAAGAAAUGUUUGGUUUUUCUAUUAAAUUGUUGAAAGU